CGGAUACAAGAUACACUAUUCAUCCGAGUUAAUUGUAUAUACCAAGCCCAUUAUCUGCCAAUUACAGAAGCGUCUUCCAUAAACAAAGGACUAGAUGAACCGUCAACAGCUGCAAGUUCACAAAAUUUCCCUCGUAUCGCCAACGGCAUUAAUCAUUGUGACGCUCCAUGAAAGGAGUUAUUUAUAUUCACUAUUUGAGCAACCAAGUUCCAUACUCAGGGUGAAGGCUAAGCAUAUAUCGCUUGGGUUGGAAGGUUAUGAACAACAUCAACACGCUCAUAUCAUCACAGGGAAUUUGCAGUUGUCUCUGGAAUAUGAUAGGACGUUGGUAUUAGCUUGUUCAUGUUAAUGAGAAAAAUGUCGCAAUUAUUUGUCGCAUCUGCGACUAAGCGACACACGCGGUUGAAAGCUUAAAUUCGUCAUUGUCUUAGACUUUGAUACACAAGGUUUGCAGUGUUUCCAGCGUAGUAAGUAAGACAAUUAUUAUUGGGUAAAUUCGUUUAGCUUCAUUUAACACGAGAGAACAUUAUUCCGCUUUGUCGCGCUGUAAUAAGUUCGUCCGAAUUUUUUCCUAUUCCAAUAUACUAUUCAUCAUGUUAAGAGCCGUUUUUGCGUACUGUUAACCCGUGGGUCAAAAGUAUGGACAGAAAAUAGUAAUGAUUUUACAACUUAACACAGACUUUGUUUAAAGGAGUCAUGUUAAAAUGAGAGAGUGCCCCUCUGCUUGAGGUUUGGGCGUCACAAUGUUAACUUUACCUAUUGAACGCGAUGGGCAGCCUAACAUUAUCACUGUGUACUCAGAAGUGGCUACUUGGCCUGUAAGUGGAAAUUGUUACCAAUUCGAAGACUAUGGAUACUACCAGCCGUUCAUAAAACUGAGUCCGAAAUGUCACAAAGAUGCUGCUUUUGGGUAUAUUGUAUAUGAUGCAAACAAGACUGUUGACAUUACGAGUAAUGUGACAAACGAAUUUGGACACCCGGCGGCUUUCGGUGACAUUGUCGUUCUAAACGGUUCUGAAUACGUAUAUUCGAAGGGAGUUUUUAGUCCUUCGUUUAACGAGUCGUCGGUCAAAGAGAUUACGAUUGAUUUACCCAAAGCCGGAAACUACUGUUUGUGGAUUCAAUCUCUCAAGAAUACUACACACAAGCGCAAAGACUAUAAAGUAAAAAUUCUAAUGUAUGGGGUGUAUUCUGGUCUCCCAAUGAAGUUUUCUGCUGCUUUUCGUAUUACACCUCUUCUGUUGCCCGUCCUCUCAUCUGUUCUCUUGACAUUUUUGUUCACAAAUUGCUUUUCAUAUCUCAUCAUUUUAUAGAAGUAUCAGCAUUGAAAGGGUAUUAUAAAUUCCAUUAAUAUUUCUAUACGUUUCUUAGCUUUCGUUGAAUAUUCGAUUUUAAAACAAAAUGUUCUGCUGAAAAUUCAUUGAAGUUUCAAAUUUCAUUAAACCAACUCUUGCUAUCC
This is a messenger RNA of Schizosaccharomyces japonicus yFS275, 1459 nucleotides long. RefSeq lists its product as hypothetical. Lineage: Eukaryota; Fungi; Ascomycota; Schizosaccharomycetes; Schizosaccharomycetales; Schizosaccharomycetaceae. The record is from RefSeq and is a predicted model, not a curated record. The coding region runs from base 744 to 1313 and encodes 189 amino acids. The transcript has a single exon.